Molecule: messenger RNA, 4441 nt
Organism: Paramecium octaurelia
Lineage: Eukaryota; Ciliophora; Oligohymenophorea; Peniculida; Parameciidae
Source: the annotation of a GenBank genome assembly
AUGGGGCAGGUAAUAAUGUCAUCUAUGCUUAGUCUUAGGUGACCGAAGCCGUCUCAACAUAAGAAUAGUUCCAAUUCUUAGAUAAUACUCUUCCAUAUCUCAUCUCCUUUACCAUUGUCAAUCUUCUUCCAAAAUAAAGUGCCUUUUCUAACUUCCAAUUCCAUUAAAAAUCUAUUGCUGCAAACAAACCAUCAAUCUGUCCCUUCAAGUCUUUUAGGCAAUUUGGCAAAUGGAUAAAGUCGUUUUUAGUUAUCAAAUUGUGUUUGACCUCAUAUAAAAUGGAUUAUCUUUCAUUCUUGUAGCUAGCCUCUGUUGAUCUAUUAGAUUUUUUCAGAAAUAUGCAAUUCAGUUUUAUAAAAAUUAGAGGUAGUUAUGACAUCUAUACAAUUCCCCAAAACCUUUCAAUCCUUCCAGAAAUAUAUUCCCUGGAACUAAAGAAAGAUUCCUCUUUAAUUUCAAGAUUGAUAUACUAUUUUUUAGUUACUAGAUAAUAUACAGAAUAGGAAUAUAAGAUUAUAAGAUAUCAAAAAAAGAGUCUUAAGAUUAGGGUGGAAGAAAGAAUUUAAGGGCGAGAAAGAAUAAAUAUAAAGGAAUUAAAAUACAUUUCUCGUUUUAACAAAAACAAAAAUUUGUAACUUUUGACCAUCCAUAUGGCAUGUGAUGCUUACCAAUUAUAAAAUACAAAAAAGUACAAUUAGAAUAUGUCAGGUAUAAAAAAUAAAAUGUCAAGAAGAUACAAUUCAGAUUCCAAGGGGAACAGAGCUUCUUAAGGGUCUUGACAUUCAACAUCACCUGGGAGUAGUAGCUAUAAAGACUCCCUAGCAGCUGAAUCUUUAAUCAGGGCAUUUUUAGACAAAGGAAGGAUGAGGCCCUAUUUUAAAAGUAUUAUUCAUUGGUGGUUCCGAACUAAAACAAGGAGAGUAUGACUUAGCCCAUAGAAGACUGAAGAACUGUUGGCAAGAGAGGAAGGAAAAGUUAUAUGGAAUGAGAGUAGUCCUCAGGAUUAAGAUGGUGGACAAAGGAUUGAAUGUUGAUGUAAAUCUUAAAUGGGUGAAACUCUCGAUAAUAAUGGUACCCCUUAUUGUCACACCGAAAAUAUGGAUCAACAGGUAAGUGGAGGAAAAAAGAUUUUUAAAAGAUUUCCAGUUGGACUUAUUUAGAUAUGAACACUUAGGUAAAUAGAAUUGUUAAUUAAUAUGGGAUAUUAACUGUUUGGAGUUAAAAUAAAAUAAAUAAAUAUCCCAACUUUCAUUUAUAGCAAUAACAAAUUAACUAAGUGAUUAUAAUUUUCAAUCAAAAAAAGAUGUUAUCAACUAAGUAAAUAAAUAAAAAUUUGUGAUAUUAUUUUUUAUAUCACUAAUAUUGUAUAUAAAGAAUCUUUCUAAAUAAUUUGAUUUAAACCAGAAAAAAUUUGGAAGCAACAAAUUAAUAUUGAUAAUUUUAUUAAAUUUAAUGAAACUAAAUAUAUUGAUGUUUAUGAUAUUAUGUUUAGCUAACACAUAAGAACAAUGGGAUAUUAUAUACCAAAGCUUUCAAGAUACUAACACAAUGGAUGCAUCGGGUUAUUUAUAUAUUAAAUUAUUUAGGCUGGAUUGUAAGUAAUAAUUAUUUUGGAAAUUUAUUUUCAAAUUGCUAGAAUAUUCGAUUGUUUGGAGGAGAAUACGCAUUUGGAGCUGAUACAAUAUUAUCCAAGCUCUUUUCCUUACCUCCUCAUUAUUAAGUCGAAGUUACUUUAGAAUUAUGGAAGUAAUUCUUAUAUAAAACGUAGAAUUCACUAACCUAGUUAUGAAGUUGUCAUUAUUGUCGACGGUAUUACAUUAGACUCAAAAUCUUAUUAUUUGUGGAUAGACUAAGCUUAUUUUAAAUAUCUGGAACAGUCAAAAGAUUGUCAUCCAUACAGUUAUUCAAAUGUAAUGGAUUCGGAAUUUCAACAAAUUACAAUUAGAAUGAAUCAUAAUUCAGAAUCGUUAACUUACAUAAUGACUUCAGAUUACUCCUCCUAUUAUGGUAAUUAAAAAGGAUAUUGGGGAAUUAGAGAUUUUACAUUGUCAAUAGUAAGAUGUCCUUCUGGUUGUUUAUAUUGUUCAGACAAUGAUUAUAAUAAUUGUUAUUAAUGGAUAGGUGUUUUAUCACUGUGGCAUGAAUCAAUUAAAUUAGAUGGAUGGGUGAAAAAUGAUAAUAUCUAACCUGCAACGUCUAAAUGUGUAAUUUUUGAUCUUGUUGGAGGAUACCCUAAUUUACAUUCAUAUGAUAAAUUAGAAAAAAUUAUACAAAACUUGAGUCCUCAUUAUAAAAUCUCAAUAAAUUUCUAAAUUUGGUAAAUUGAUAGAUGGUAGUCUAAUUACGAGUCCUUUUAGUUAUUGGUAGAUGAUUAAAUUUAUAAUUAAACUAAUAACAGAUUUACAGAUUAUUACUUAAUGUGUGGUGGAUUCUCGAGUUUGGUAAAAACAUUUAAUAGUGCAAUUACUUUAUCUCAUUAGUCCUCACAAUGUAAAAUAACUAUGACAAAUAAUGUAAAUGGAUCAAGAGCAAGUGAAUAUUGGGGAAUAAGGGCAUUUAAUAUAUAUAUUGCAAAAUGCUAUAGUGGUUGCGAUGAAUGUCUUGGUCCUUUAAAAACAUAAUGCACUGUUUGUUCAAGUGGUUGGGUGCUUUUCAAGAAUUUAUGCACUCAAUGUAUUAAUAUUAACCUAACAGUAUAGCUCCCCCUAUUCUUUUAUCACAAAUUUAAACUAUUUAAAUUAAAGAUCCAUAGUCAGAUGAUAGAAUCCCUAUUGAGAUCAAUCUAUUAGAAGUUGAUUAAUAAAUAAAUACUUAAGGUAAUUUUACACUUUCAGUUAAGAAUAAAUUUAAAUUCUUGACUAUUUAAGUUAAUGUAAAAUGCCUUCCAAAAGGAAGAAUUAAAAGUUUAUUUUAAAGCAAUAAACUAUAAGAUUCUUACUUAUAUUCAUUUUUUUUAAAUUGUUAGUAGGCUUUCAACACUGUAAUUUAUAAUGUAAAAUACGAAUAAAGGAUAAUUACAGAAUAAGAAAUUAUAGUUAAUAUAUCGGAUAAAUAAUGUGUAAUUUAUUAAGNUUCACUAACCUAGUUAUGAAGUUGUCAUUAUUGUCGACGGUAUUACAUUAGACUCAAAAUCUUAUUAUUUGUGGAUAGACUAAGCUUAUUUUAAAUAUCUGGAACAGUCAAAAGAUUGUCAUCCAUACAGUUAUUCAAAUGUAAUGGAUUCGGAAUUUCAACAAAUUACAAUUAGAAUGAAUCAUAAUUCAGAAUCGUUAACUUACAUAAUGACUUCAGAUUACUCCUCCUAUUAUGGUAAUUAAAAAGGAUAUUGGGGAAUUAGAGAUUUUACAUUGUCAAUAGUAAGAUGUCCUUCUGGUUGUUUAUAUUGUUCAGACAAUGAUUAUAAUAAUUGUUAUUAAUGGAUAGGUGUUUUAUCACUGUGGCAUGAAUCAAUUAAAUUAGAUGGAUGGGUGAAAAAUGAUAAUAUCUAACCUGCAACGUCUAAAUGUGUAAUUUUUGAUCUUGUUGGAGGAUACCCUAAUUUACAUUCAUAUGAUAAAUUAGAAAAAAUUAUACAAAACUUGAGUCCUCAUUAUAAAAUCUCAAUAAAUUUCUAAAUUUGGUAAAUUGAUAGAUGGUAGUCUAAUUACGAGUCCUUUUAGUUAUUGGUAGAUGAUUAAAUUUAUAAUUAAACUAAUAACAGAUUUACAGAUUAUUACUUAAUGUGUGGUGGAUUCUCGAGUUUGGUAAAAACAUUUAAUAGUGCAAUUACUUUAUCUCAUUAGUCCUCACAAUGUAAAAUAACUAUGACAAAUAAUGUAAAUGGAUCAAGAGCAAGUGAAUAUUGGGGAAUAAGGGCAUUUAAUAUAUAUAUUGCAAAAUGCUAUAGUGGUUGCGAUGAAUGUCUUGGUCCUUUAAAAACAUAAUGCACUGUUUGUUCAAGUGGUUGGGUGCUUUUCAAGAAUUUAUGCACUCAAUGUAUUAAUAUUAACCUAACAGUAUAGCUCCCCCUAUUCUUUUAUCACAAAUUUAAACUAUUUAAAUUAAAGAUCCAUAGUCAGAUGAUAGAAUCCCUAUUGAGAUCAAUCUAUUAGAAGUUGAUUAAUAAAUAAAUACUUAAGGUAAUUUUACACUUUCAGUUAAGAAUAAAUUUAAAUUCUUGACUAUUUAAGUUAAUGUAAAAUGCCUUCCAAAAGGAAGAAUUAAAAGUUUAUUUUAAAGCAAUAAACUAUAAGAUUCUUACUUAUAUUCAUUUUUUUUAAAUUGUUAGUAGGCUUUCAACACUGUAAUUUAUAAUGUAAAAUACGAAUAAAGGAUAAUUACAGAAUAAGAAAUUAUAGUUAAUAUAUCGGAUAAAUAAUGUGUAAUUUAUUAAGUAAUUAAAGUUAUUGACGAAUUACCUUUUUUUAUCAAAAUUUUGGAAAUUAUAAUAGAAGAUUUUUGA